AUGGCGAAACGAAAGUCAAUAGCAGAUCCUGAACAGCUCCCAGAUGCUGCAGACAAGAGCAGGCAGCAAAAUGACGACGACUCUGGCAGCGACGAGGACAUGGACAUGGUCAACGUCGACUUCGAAUGGUUCGACCCGCAACCCGCCGUAGACUUCCACGGCCUCAAAACCCUCCUGCGCCAACUCCUCGACGUCGACGCGCAACUCUUCGACCUGAGUGAACUCACAGACCUCAUCCUCUCCCAGCCCACCCUCGGCAGCACCGUGAAAGUCGACGGCAACGAGACAGACCCCUACGCUUUCCUCACCGUCCUGAAUCUGCAAACACACAAGCCCCCACAGGAGAAAAAAGUAAUCCAAGACCUAACAUCCUACCUAGUCAAAAAAUCAUCCUCCAUCCCUUCUCUCCCCGCCCUCCUCGACCCCUCCACACCCUCCUCCCAAAUCGGCCUCAUUCUCACCGAGCGCUUCAUAAACAUGCCUCACGAAAUCGUGCCCCCAAUGUACACCAUGCUGCUCGAAGAAAUCACCUGGGCGCUGCAAGAAUCCGAGCCGUAUAAUUUCACACACUAUUUGGUGUUGUCCAAGUGCUAUGAGGAGAUCCAGAGCGCAUUGACGGGCGAGGAUGGGCCGCGGGGCAAGAAGGCGAAGAAGGGCGAGGGCGAGACUUUCUACUUUCACCCGGAGGAUGAGGUGUUGCAUAAACAUGCCGUGGGGCAUGUGAGCUUCGAGUAUGACACGCCCGUGGAUGAGGGGGCGAGUGAUGCGAAGAGGGCGUUUCAGGAGUUGGGGGUGAAGCCGAAGGGGCAUUUGGUGCUGAUUGAGGCGGGGAAGUUUGAGGCGGCGGUGGAGGGUGUCAAGACAUUCUUGGGUGGGCAAUAA
Parastagonospora nodorum SN15 is the source of this 882-nucleotide messenger RNA. RefSeq lists its product as hypothetical. NCBI's taxonomy places the organism in Eukaryota, Fungi, Ascomycota, Dothideomycetes, Pleosporales, Phaeosphaeriaceae. The record is from RefSeq and is a predicted model, not a curated record. Gene Ontology annotation, cellular component: nucleus. The coding region runs from base 1 to 882 and encodes 293 amino acids. The transcript has 3 exons.